AGAAAAACUCAGCAGUGACCUACAAUACAAACUAUCUGAGGAGGUUCCACUUUAUCAGCUUAAAUACAUAACGCAGUGGAACAAAAGUUAACAAGAGACUGAUGGUGUGGACUUGGGCUUCAAAGACGGGCAGAAGAAAUUUAAUUUAGGAAUGAGUUGGAGGACGUAUCAGAUCAGCAGCAGCUGUUAGUUUGAUGAGAGAGCUGGAAAGUCCCGAGAGAGGAUUUUUAAUCGUUAACUAAAAUCAGUUUGAAGACUUCUGACUGGAAGAAUCAUGUUUCGUUCACAACUUCUGAUUGUUCUGUUGAGUUGUCUACCCAUGGCAGCCUGUCUUCACUGUUACACCUGUGUGUUCCCCUCCAUCUCUCCUCUGGACUGCUUUAAGUUUCCUCAGGAGUGUCCAGCUGGGCAGCGCUGCCUGUCUAGUACUGCAACGGGGACAAGAGGCGCACUACAAGUGACCAUGUACGAGAAGAGCUGUGCCAUCCCCUCCCAGUGCGGUGUGAGCGGGCAAAAAUACGCCUCAGGCCUCUUCUUCAACUACAGCAACGUCUGCUGUGAUACAGACCUGUGUAACGGGGCCGUGUCCGUUGCUGCCCUCAGCUGGGGAGGAGUCGCUCUCGGCCUGCUGCCUGCACUCUCUCUCCUGCUGGCCUGAUUUUUAGAGGUGAUGACGGGGUGACCUGGAAAAGAUGUGCACUCACAGGCACAUGAGCAUGCACCUGUAUGUUAACAGGGUUUGAUGUCCUGUUUUUAAUAAAGAAUUAAAAAAUGUGGCCACCCAACGCAUGAUGCAAUGAUAUGCUGAUAAUUUAAAUCAAUGAUACUAAUUAUUUUAAAAUUAUACAAAAUAUUUGAUAGCUUAACAACAACAAAUUAACAAAUGUCAAUAUUACAAUUAACCAUAAUUUUGUUAAAAUAACAAACUGAUGCCAAAAUAUAUCUCACCUCAAGGUCUAUUUUGUGGCUGUUCUGGAACUACAAAUUGGUAGAAGACCUCUCAGACUAUGUCAUCUUGAAAGUUUACAUUCAAAAGUUCAUUUGUGACACGUGUGUGCACAUGAAGGUCACAUGGUAUAAUAGAAAGCCCCACAGCGGCUACUAAACGGACCUUGAAGGGAGCUUGUUUUGUCAACUGCUGCUUCUGAAGUGAAGAAUGAGAUUUUACACCAACAUGGAUGAGAAGUUGUUAAAAUGCACAGAACUAGAAAUUUGAACAUUACAUAUGACAUGUCUAAUGGGUGAAAACUCCAGACGAGAUAAGGGUACCUUGAGGUGUGAUCAUUUUGACAACUGCAAACAAAAAUACUGUAUACAAUAGUUAAGCCAUGUACCACUGUGUUAAAAAAUGAAUGAUGAGCUAAUAAAAGUCCACUGAAGACUCAGACGUAUUUUGCCAUGUAUUAUGGUUAUAAUAAAUCUACUUGACAACAUGUUUAAGUCACUGUUGUCUAAACUUUGAGAGUACUGUUCGUUUUGUUGUUUGCACCUUGAUUUCCUCUUGAUAAUCAUCUCAUGUUGUUCCCUUGAUAACUGCCACAAAGUAAAUAAAACACAUCUGUUGCUGGUUCAUUUCUUAUCAAGAUGUUUUUUUAUUGGGAUAUUAAUACAUGUGGCUUUAAAAGAGCUUUUAAGUACAAAAGUCAGCUGUGCUAUUAGUUUGAUUGUCUUCGUUGUUCAUUUAAAAAUCAACUGCUUUAGUGUCCACACCACUGUUUUUAUCCUGUGGACUCUUAAGUGCAACUGCUUUUGACUACAUGGCAGCAUGAAAAAAAAACAGAAAAGGCUAAAAUUUAUAGGGAAAUGCAAAGGGAUUAGAAAAGCAUCAUAAGAAAGAAAAAACAUGAAUAUGAAGAUAAAAAAAUAUAGUUAAAGACAGUGAAGUGAAAAACAAACUAAUCAAAGUAACAUUUGAAUGAAUGUAUCAAGUUAAAUGGUCCCUGAAAUUGUAUUUAGUCCUACAGUAAGAAGUGAAAAACUCUUCCACACAUGGAGAGAAGAAAUAUGAAAAUACACGAUCCCUUUAACACGCUGGUCCAUUUUUUAGAAAUUCAGUCAAAUAAAAUAUACAGAAUCAUCUCUUUGAUCAUUCUCUUUGAACAUUUGCAUGGCACCUCGCAGUUCAUCGAGGAAGGGCUUAACUUGCAUGAUAGAAAUCAUAAAAAAAUAACCAACCGUGCUUACAGUGGAUGUCUAAUAUAAACACAGUCUGUAUACAAGAUUGUCUUUUCAAUUUAAAUUGCACUUAGGUUUCUUCUUUCCGCCCUGAUCUGAGAGACAUAACACAUUAAGAGGGUCACACCACUACCUGUUGUACAAAGGACGUCUUAACAGCAAACAGCCUCCAUAACGUAAAUCUGCAUAAAGCCAUAAAGGUAAUCACAUCCUCUACACAAGCUGCUACUACAGUCGGACAAGGCAUGUUAUUAUUGGUUCCAGUUCUUCCCAGCGGUUCAAUUUCAAGUCACUUUUACUGAAUAUACAAGGUUUUAAAUUAAGGACAAGUCCAGUGAUAUUAAAAAAUAUUUCUAAUCAUCAACAAAUCGUUAGUUAAAAGAUCAGCAAAGUUAUUACAAGUGUCACUAUUUUAAAAUUUCUUAAAAUUUUAAAAACCAAAUCAAUAAACUUAAUCAUGUUUGCUGAACACUACAUUGCCCUGCAGUAUUUCUUUCUUCAGUAGGACUGAAUGGGCGUGGUGAGAGAUGAACUAACAUGUUGUGGUUUUACUCUUGCAUAGAAUAUUACCAGCCUUAUCCUUUGAUUAAUGAUGACCUAUGUUCUAGAGCUGCCAGUGCAUGUUUAUAUUUAACUUCCUGCUGGUUUUUUCUCCCAUGUGACAGAACAGGCCUUCUACCCCGAGCUACUGGACAAGUGUGUCCAAUGUAGCACUUAAACAGUCAACGACAGCUUUUACUUCUUCAUCAACGGCAACUUCAAUACGAUCACAACCGGAUCUGUCUGAUCUAUACAACUAUAAAAAAAAAAAAAAAAAAAAAA
Larimichthys crocea (large yellow croaker) is the source of this 2997-nucleotide messenger RNA. Its product is annotated as prostate stem cell antigen. Bases 275 to 658 code for a protein of 127 amino acids. NCBI's taxonomy places the organism in Eukaryota, Metazoa, Chordata, Actinopteri, Sciaenidae. The record is from RefSeq and is a predicted model, not a curated record. The transcript is spliced from 3 exons.